AUGGCUGAUCCUGGAAACAGAGGAGGGAUUCACAGCCCUUUGAACCUCACCUGCUCCCUGCUCAUUGUGGGAAUGUGCUGUGUAUCGCCUUUCUUCUGUCAGAGUCAGACAGACCUACUGGCUCUUAACCAAGCCGAUCCUCAGUGCUGGGAAUCCUCUUCAGUGCUCCUCCUGGAAAUGAGGAAGCCUCGCAUUUCCAACACCGUUUCAGGCUUCUGGGAUUUUAUGAUCUAUCUAAAGUCAUCUGAGGACUUGAAGCAUGGGGCAUUGUUUUGGGAUCUGGCCCAACUCUUCUGGGACAUCUAUGUGGACUGCGUCCUCUCCAGGAACCACGGUUUAGGAAGGAGGCAACUGGCUGAAGAGGAAAAGAAAAUUUCAGCAACACAGCCACAGCACACAGGGAGUAAACAAGGUACAUAUCCUCAGCGCCUAAGAACCCCUCUUCUAAAGAAGAAAGAACUGAUUGAAGGUUUGAUAAGCACACAUGUGCGCAGGAGCCGGUCUAGGUUCAUUGGAAAGGUGAACCUGGAAAUAAAGAGAAAAUAA
This is a messenger RNA of Tupaia belangeri chinensis (Chinese tree shrew), 546 nucleotides long. It is a transcript of the gene FAM237A, whose product is annotated as family with sequence similarity 237 member A. Lineage: Eukaryota; Metazoa; Chordata; Mammalia; Scandentia; Tupaiidae. The transcript has 2 exons. Bases 1 to 546 code for a protein of 181 amino acids. The record is from RefSeq and is a predicted model, not a curated record.